Messenger RNA from Penicillium cataractarum, 1719 nucleotides. RefSeq names its product 2-(3-amino-3-carboxypropyl)histidine synthase subunit 1/2. Gene Ontology annotation, molecular function: 2-(3-amino-3-carboxypropyl)histidine synthase activity. Gene Ontology annotation, biological process: protein histidyl modification to diphthamide. Lineage: Eukaryota; Fungi; Ascomycota; Eurotiomycetes; Eurotiales; Aspergillaceae. The record is from RefSeq and is a predicted model, not a curated record. The transcript has a single exon. The coding region runs from base 1 to 1719 and encodes 572 amino acids.
AUGGAGGCAGCUCCCGUGCUGUCAACCCCGGACGAUCGAAUCCUCGAGGCCACCGAGCCCGUCGUCGCCAACGAUGCGAAGCAGCCGCUGUCCGACGAUGAACUUUCCAUCACCUACGACAUCGAGCGCACGCUGCAAGAGAUCCGCCAGGCGCGGUACAAGCGCAUUGCCCUUCAGUUCCCCGAUGAUAUGCUCCCAGAUGCUCCACGGGUUUUCCAACUACUCAGCCGUGGCCUCAACUCCGAGGACGUUGCCAGUGCGAAUGGGACUCAGACAACCGGCCAGACAAAUGGUGGCGCAACGGAUGCGGAAGGAAGCAUAACUGACUCGGUGUCUCGGCUGUCUGUCGCUGGUGAGACUGAGAAGUGGUCUCCUCGUCUCUACAUUCUGGCCGACACCUCGUACGGUACCUGUUGCGUGGACGAGGUAGCUGCGGAGCAUGUGGACGCCGACGUCGUGGUGCAUUACGGAAGAUCUUGUCUGUCGCCGAGUGCCAGACUACCCGUGAUCUACGUCUUCACACACAAGGCCUUGCCUUUGGAGCCCGUCGUGGAGGCGUUCAAGACGACCUAUCCGGACUUGUCGACCAAGGUCAUCAUUGCAGCCGACGUGACUUUCUCCGGUCAUGUCCCCGAACUCUACGCUCGCCUGGUGCAGGAUGGCUACAGCAAUUUGUUUGCUACCGAGGUUGCUCACGAGCCCUCCUCGCCCAUUCCCAAUCGCACUGUGCCCGAGACAAUUCGAGAAGCUCCGGAGACACUGUCAGACUGGCAGCUGUUCCACAUCUCUGAUCCACCUACUGCCCUGCUCUUGACCCUUGCUUCGCGCGUUGCCGCCAUUCAUAUCUACCCCACGAGUAACCCAAGCAACACUAAUAUCAAGCCACUUCCCGCUUCUACUUCGGCCGCCUUACGCCGUCGCUAUGCGAUUUUGACUUCCUUGAACACUGUUCCUAUCUGGGGCAUUCUGAUCAACACUCUUAGUGUCAAGAACUAUCUGCACAUUGUGGAGCAUGUGAAGGAGCAGAUUGCCGCUGCAGGCAAGAAGAGCUAUAUGUUCGUCGUGGGCAAACUCAAUGCCGCCAAGGUCGCCAACUUUAGUGAGAUUGGCGGCUGGGUGGUUAUUGGUUGCUGGGAGAGCUCGCUGGUGGACAGCAGGGACUUCUGGAAGCCCGUCAUCACUCCAUUCGAGUUGGAACUGGCUCUGAAGAGCGAUGCCGAGCGAGUUUGGACCGGAUCGUGGCAUAGCAACUUCCAGGCCAUCCUGGACAAGCCUGCCGAGGAGGAAUCCAAGGAAGACGAGCAGGAAACCUCAAAUGGCGGAACUGACAACGUCGACGAGGAGGAGGACAUGUCGGAACCCGAGAGUGCACCGCCCGAGUUCGAUUUACGUACAGGACGAUACGUCUCGCAUUCCCGUCCGAUGCGAGAUCCCGCACCCCGCGCUUCUUCCCAGAUCGACGGGUCGACCGCGGCCGGCCCAUCCGCUGCUAGGGCUCUGGCCCGACGAGCUAAGGGCGACUUAGCGAUGAUCGGCGGCGCCGUCUCGCCAGGGGCGGAGUUCUUACAGUCCCAACGGACAUGGAAGGGGUUGGGAAGUGACUUCGAUAUUCGGUAUGAUGAGGAGGAAGAGGAUCCAUCGGACAGUACGCUUGUCAAGGAAGGGCGCAAGGGUAUUGCGAGGGGGUACACUGUGGGCGAAUCGAGCGAGAAACAUUAG